AUGAAUUAUAAUUUCAAAAAAAAAGAUUUAAAAGAUUGGUCAAUUGAAGACACAAAAGAAUGGAUCAAUGAAUUUAAAAAAAGAGGACCAAAUUUAGAGAAUGUGGAUUUUUCAAGAUUUGAAUGGGAUGGUGAACAAUUAUCAUUAUUUUCAAUGUCAGAUUUUCAAAGAAUGUCACCUUAUGGAGUUGCACUAUACAGAAAUUUAUAUUCACAACCUAAAAUAUUUCAAACAUUAAAAAAAAACAAAAGUAUAUCAAGUAGUGGUGGUGGAGGUGGUAGUAGUGGAGGUGGUAGUUAUUUAAAUAGUAUUAAUAUUGGUAAUAUUGAUUUAAAUGAUGAUUUAAUUGAAAAUGAAAUUAUUAACAGGACAGUUUUAAUUAGAGUUGGUACAAUUCAUACAUUUAUUACAUUUGGUGCUGGUUGUAGAAUUGGUAAAAACUUAAUAUUGGUUUCAAAACAUGUUGUUCAUCAUUCAACUUUUCCUCAAGAUAAAAUCAUUUUCAAUGUUGGUAUUGUAAUACCAUCAAAAUGGGUAACUGCAAAAUUAAUAGAUCUAAGUCCAGAUGAUCAAACUGAUUUAGCUUUAUUAGAAAUUAUUGAUUAUGAUUCAAUUCAUCAUUUAAAUUCUAAUAAUAAUAGUAUUAGUAGUAGUGGUAGUAUUAAUAGUAAAGAAUCAAUAAAAAGUAGUGGUGGUGGUAGUGAAUAUGAUAACAAAUAUAAAAAUCAAAAACAACAACAUGAUGAAAAAGAUAAUGAAGCAAGUGGUAGUAGUAACAAUAAUGAUGAUGAAAAUUUAAAUAAAAACCAUAUUGUAAAUAGUAGUGAAUUUACAUCACCAUCAUUUGAUUAUCAUCAUUUAGAUGAAUUAGAAAAGGAAAGAGAGAAACAAGAUUAUGAAAUCAUUUGUAAUAUUGAACCAAUUAAAUUCAUUGGCCAAAAUGAAGGAUUAUUGGGUAAAGAUAUUAUUUUAUGUGGUUUUCCAAAGGAACGUAUUGAUUUAUCACUAUGUCAAGAAUUAAAGAUAAAGGUUGAUACAGUUUAUCCAUCCAUUGAAAAGGGAACAGUAUCAUUUUCUGAUGAUAAACGUUUAGAAUGUAACUCUGUACCAGAACCAGGUUACUCUGAAUCCUCAUUAAUCUUUUCAAAGUCUGAUGCAAAAUUUAUUGGUUUGGUAAAGUCACAAUAUAUGACUAAUCCAAAUAAAUAUUAUUGUAUACCAACUUCAACAAUUUUAACUUGGAUUAGUCAAGUUUCAAAAAAGAAUUCAAUCAAUAUUUCUUUUUAA
Molecule: messenger RNA, 1287 nt
Organism: Dictyostelium discoideum AX4
Lineage: Eukaryota; Evosea; Eumycetozoa; Dictyosteliales; Dictyosteliaceae
Product: trypsin-like serine proteases family protein
Exons: 2
Coding region: 1-1287 (428 amino acids)
Molecular function (GO): sequence-specific DNA binding
Source: RefSeq, a predicted model, not a curated record